AUGUCCGCAUUCGCGCCCGAAGACCCAGACGAUUACUCGUACGCCGAGGCCGACCCCGCGGAAACCUCCACCCCUCCAAUCCCAGAUCAAUCGGGCAACGAGCCGGAAUCGUCACAUGGCCGCGGCCACUCAAACAACCCCCUGCUGGGAUCUGACAACCCACUGGUUUCCGAUCUAGAGCAGGAGGUACUCGAAGAAUAUUCUCGACUGUUGCGGAAUGUGAACCAGCUCUCCGACAAAGUCGCCGACCUUGCGGGCUCGCCCGCUUCCAUGCCCCUCGAUGGCCUACGUCUCCUAGAGCGCAAAACCGCGACAGUGUGUACUCUGCUCAAAGCCAGUGUGUACAGCAUUGUUCUACAGCAGCAGAUCUGGAACGAGAACGAGGAGCAGCAACAGCAGCAACAGAAUGAGGCACAGUUCCAAGACCAACAGUAUCAACAUGGAUAUGAGGAAGAUGUGACAUUCCAAUAA
Messenger RNA from Penicillium brevicompactum, 471 nucleotides. Its product is annotated as DASH complex subunit DAD3 family protein. The record is from RefSeq and is a predicted model, not a curated record. Gene Ontology annotation, biological process: attachment of spindle microtubules to kinetochore. The transcript has 2 exons. Gene Ontology annotation, cellular component: mitotic spindle; DASH complex. Lineage: Eukaryota; Fungi; Ascomycota; Eurotiomycetes; Eurotiales; Aspergillaceae. The coding region runs from base 1 to 471 and encodes 156 amino acids.